Molecule: messenger RNA, 936 nt
Organism: Plasmodium gallinaceum
Lineage: Eukaryota; Apicomplexa; Aconoidasida; Haemosporida; Plasmodiidae
Product: conserved Plasmodium protein, unknown function
Exons: 1
Coding region: 1-936 (311 amino acids)
Source: RefSeq, a predicted model, not a curated record
AUGGAUUCAGAAAACGUUGAUAAAAAUGAAAAAAAUUUAAUCAAUUUAGGAACCAUUUUAAAGCCAGUUAAUAUUAACGAAAAAAAGAAAAAAAAAAAGAAAAAUGGAAUAAAAUUAGAAUUAGAAAAUGAUGAUAAAGAGAAAAUGGGAGAAAAUAUAGAUGAAAUAAAAACAGAAACAAUUGAAAAAAGUAAUGAUGAUGAAAACUUAGAAGAAAAUAUUUCAAAAAAAGAUAAUACAGAAAAUGUAGAGUUUCAUAAAUUAUAUGAAAGUGAUGAUAAUAUAUCAAGAAAAAGUAGUCUAAAUAUAUCUAAUAAAAACGAUUCACAUAAAAAGAAAAAAGUAAAAGCAAAAUUAAAUACAUUAAUGUUACAAUCUUAUUUUCAUAAAAGUUAUGAUAAGGUAUCAAAUGUUCUAAAAAAAACAUCAAAGUCAUUUUUAAAAAAGAAUAGUAUUUCCAAUGAGAAAAAAAUAAACAAUGUUGAUAAUCUUAAAGAUACUUGUAAUGAUGAAUUAACUACACCUACAGUAAAUAUGGAUAAACAAACUUAUGAUGAAUAUAACUUUUUCGAAAAAAAUUCAGUUAUUAUAAAUAAAUAUCUUGAUGAUAAUAUAAACUUGGAAAAACAGAAUGAAAAAUUGUUAAAGAAAUACAAAAAACUUUUAGAAAAUAAUGAUUCAACGAAAUUUCUUGAAGAAUUAAAAGAAUUGUUAGAUGAAAAAAUAUUAUUAAUAAAAACACUUAUUUACUACAAAAAUAUAUGUAUCAAUUAUAAAAAAGAUUUAAAUAAAUAUAAAAACUCAUUUGAAAUUUUUAAUUCAGAAAAAGAACAAUUAAGUCAAAAUAUUAUUACCUUAAAAAAACAUAUCGAUUUCUUAAAUAAUAACAUACAUAGUGAUUUAAAAAAAGAAAAUGAAAUUACUGAUUUAAUGUGA